UGAAAGACGAGGGCGAUUCUUUCUUUGAGUUACCACGUUUAUGUAUUGUGCUACCAGGCACAGAUGCACAUUUGAAAAGUUGUGUAUACAGGGGAGUGCCCUGGUCAACCCUCGAUUUUUAAGUAGAUUCCAAUCAGUUCAUUUUUCUAGACUUUACAGCAAAUAGCAUGGAGAAGCGUGUCCAACCGAAGUGGUCCACUCCUGUACAAAACGUUAAGGAUGUGGUUCUACCGAAUCUUUAUUUUUAUAAUAGCCUAACGUCAAAAAAAGAGCGCUUCGUCCCGCUUAGUGGGAAGCAUGUUAAGUGGUACACAUGCGGUCCAACAGUAUAUGACGUAUCCCACUUGGGUCAUGCGAGAACCUAUAUUGUAUUUGAUGUCAUCCGUCGGGUGCUGGCAGAUUAUUUCAACUUUGAGGUCACUUAUGUCCUAAAUAUAACUGAUAUUGACGAUAAGAUUAUUAAGCGUGCAAGACAGAACUACCUGAUUGAUGAAUAUAUGUCAAAAGAUCUUGACUUGGCUGUUGUUAUUGGCGAUAUUUCUAAGGGAAUUCAGAGAAUUAAAUCGAAGUUACUAACUGAAACAGAUCCAGAUAAAAAAGCAUAUCUAAAUAACGAAGUUGACCGUCUGAUAUCUCUUUUGUCUACUGAAUCAUCUGAUAAAGAGGACCCAGUUAUUCAUUUGAUCAGGCAUGCUCGUGAUGCUAUCGCAGAUACUUUAGAUGCGGAGUUUGGUCAUUCUGUGAAUGACCAUAAAAUAUUCGAAGUACUGUCUAAGCAUUUUGAGAAAGAAUAUCUUGCAGAUAUGGCGGCUUUGAAUGUCAUUCCCCCGUCCGUGCUCGUUCGAGUCACGGAGUAUAUUGGUCCGAUUAUAAAAUACGUUGAAAAAAUUAUCGAAAAUGGUUACGCUUAUGUCGCCAAAUCUGGUUCUGUGUAUUUCGACACGAACCGGUUCGCAAGCUCUCCUGAGCAUUUUUAUGCCAAGCUUGUACCAACUGCUUUUGGUGACUCUGAUCAGCUUGCAUCUGGAGAAGGUGAACUAAGCAUAACAGGUGAAAAAAAGUCGCCAACUGAUUUUGCGCUUUGGAAGGCUUCAAAACCCGGUGAACCAGCUUGGCCAAGUCCUUGGGGAAAAGGAAGACCUGGUUGGCACAUAGAAUGUUCAGUCAUGGCUAGUGAUAUUUUAGGUGAUACUCUCGAUAUACAUAGUGGCGGAGUUGACUUGAAGUUCCCACAUCAUGAUAAUGAACUGGCUCAGUCUGAAGCAUAUUUUGGUCAUUCACAUUGGGUUAACUAUUUUCUACAUUCUGGUCAUUUAACAAUUUCUGGCUGUAAAAUGUCAAAAUCACUGAAAAAUUUCAUUACAAUUCGUGAUGCACUUAAAACUCACACAGCUCGGCAAAUCCGGCUAAUAUUUCUUCUGCAUUCAUGGCGUGAUACAAUGGACUAUAGCGAUGACACUUUAGCUGAAGCUAUCGCAUACGAAAAACAGUUAGUUGACUUCCUAUACACCUGCUCAAAUCUACAAUUUGCAGCAAAACAGUCUAUGCUGACGAAUAAAUUUACUUUUGCAGAAAGUAAAGAUGAUAAGCUCAGACAAAUCUUGACAGAUAUUCAGCAGAAGGUGUAUGAUGCGUUAUGUGAUUCCUGUGAUACUCGUACUGUACUGGAUUUAUUGAGGAAUUUAAUGUCUGAAGCUGAUUCGAUAAUACUUAGCCAACUGGAACCAAAUAAGUGUAUAUCUAAACUAGCAGAUGAUACUUUCGCAACCAGUCGUUUUAUUCUUCAAAUACUACGUAUUUUGGGGAUUGCUGAUGUAACUGCUGCAUCGACGGGUUCUCCUGUCCCACCCGAAGGAAUCAUAGCCGGUGGUAAGGUAUUGGAAGACUAUACACAUGUUUCAUUAACGGAAACUAUUGGAAGUGAAUUUGGUUCACAAAGUUGGCUAUCUCUCAAUGCUUUAGAUAUAGAAAGUCUCAUGUUUACCGUUCACAAAUCGUUGAAAGCUAGCUCCACAUUUAUUAAUGCUGUUAUUCGUGAAGGUGAUGGAUUCAAGGAAACUGUAAAUCAGUAUACAACUGAAUUAAAAACAAAGUACGGUAUUCAACUUUUUGAUUCUGAGCUCGAUGAAAGAAAGACUUUGGAAUGCAUUUUAACAACUACCACUCGAAAAAGCCUUUCUGAGUUAACCACUGUACCGCAUGGAUUAGAAGUAAAUGUAUGGCCAGUUGUUCUUAACUUUCUUCAUACACUUGCUUCUGUACGCAAUACAGUUAAAGGAUUACUCUCCUCAGGUUGUAUUACAGAUUCUGCGUGCAAAAAGCGGUUGUAUGAAGCAAGUGAUCGAUUUCGCGAUGUUGAUUUUGUUGAUGCUGGUAUUCGACUUCAAGAUCGUGCUACUGCAUCUGAUCUUAGCAAAGGUAUAAAUGUGCCACCGUUCAUUGGUUUAGUGGAUAAAAGUAUUUUGCUAAGUGAACGUUUUGAAAAUAAAACCAAGCGAAAUGAAACAAAAUCCACUAAAGCUGUUGCAAAAAAUGAAGUUACAUGCAUACCCCCAUGGGAAAUGUUCCUGUCGGAGGUAGAUAAGUACUCUAAAUUCGAUUCGAAGGGUUUGCCGACACAUGACGCCUCUGGAAACGAACUAUCAAAAAGUGCUGUAAAAAAAUUGCAAAAAUUAUAUACUGCACAAGAAAAGCGUUACAAUACAUAUUUAAAUAAUAAGAAAUAAUCGUGUGAAAUUCCAGCAUCACAAUUGUAAUAUAUGUGUUCUGUUUGUUUUACUCCAUGAGGUAUUAGAUAAUUCCUCACUUUAUUGUCCAACUGGAUGGAUGAAUUGUAUUCACAUGAAUAUUUUGGUUAUAUAUAGACUCAAAUGCUUUAUAAUUUCUGAUUUCCUCUUAGUACUUCGUCACCACAAUUCAGGGAAUUUGUAAACUAUAUUACGUGUAGUUAUUUUAUUUUCAAGUAUAAUUGUAAAUUAUACAAGAAUUCAACAUAUGGAGUUUUUCUUAAUAUUACAAGGAAACGUAUUACGGUAUCGUCUUCUCACAUCAAAUAUAUGAGUUUGGAAUAAAGUUCCAAUCCCUUACUGAAAGCUAAAAUUGUACGACUAAAAAAGAUGAAAUUUAAGGUUUGCUUGUUUCAUUAUUUUACUCUAAAAGGGAUUUUAAUUUAGGGAUAAUAAUGAAUCCUAGUGGAUAAUGCAUUGCUGUUUGUGAAAGAGUAUCUUUGGUUUCCUAUCUCAGUAAGAAUAUCAUCACUCACUGGGAAUGCAAGUUCAUUCAACCUGACUAGUUCCAAAAGGGAUAAUAACGUGCACCAUGGAUUCCAUUAGUAACCGAGGUACUCUUAUUUCAAAGCAGCGAUACGUGUCGAAUGUUGUGUAUAUACACUUAUAAUGUUUUUAUAUCUUCUUUCAAAUGAGUAUUUCAAAACCAGUUUUUCAGAUUAAUCAAGAAACACCCACACUGUCAUAGUUAUUACUCUUUUUACUUGCUUUAAUUGAUAUUUUCUAAACUUCAGUUAGAAUACUGUCAUGAUAUUGUAUCUUUAAAUUUUUACAUGGGUUUAAUGUUCAGUCGAUCUGAGCAGUUCACCUUCAGCUAUAGGAAUUAGUGUUGGAAAUCUAAUCUGAAAAGCGUAGUGGUGGUGUAACUUGUUGGCCUUCACGUUUAAUUUGUUUCCCAUUCAAAUUCUACCCUGUAUAGUCAGAUGCCAUUAUGAGCUUUUACUCAUCAGCUGUAUUUCAUCGCCUCUUAAGCACACUAUGUCCUCUAUCACCACUUCACAUUAUUAUUAUGACUAUUAUUACUGUUUUAGUUAUCGACCUAUUGGAGAGUAGGUCGCGCAUAUCGACUGAACUGGACUGAAUUUUUAACGUGGAACUUUUUAUAUCAAAGUACAUCAGUUCAAGCUGACACUCUUAAUAUAUAUAUAUAUACUUGACUAGACUAUAAUAAUGUAUGUGAAAUUUAUAUAAAUACGUGUUGAUUUCCGUAAUAAAACGAUC
Messenger RNA from Trichobilharzia regenti, 4007 nucleotides. The record is from the annotation of a GenBank genome assembly. Lineage: Eukaryota; Metazoa; Platyhelminthes; Trematoda; Strigeidida; Schistosomatidae.